This is a messenger RNA of Equus quagga, 2652 nucleotides long. Its product is annotated as WD repeat-containing protein 89. The transcript has 3 exons. Gene Ontology annotation, molecular function: protein binding. The record is from RefSeq and is a predicted model, not a curated record. Bases 629 to 1792 code for a protein of 387 amino acids. Lineage: Eukaryota; Metazoa; Chordata; Mammalia; Perissodactyla; Equidae.
UGGGCGGCGACGGUGCCGGUUGAGUCCGGCAAUCCGGAGUCGCUGAGCCGUUAGCACGAGGCGCGCCGAGGGAAACGGGGAGGAGCUGGGAGGAGGGAGGCAGGUGUUGGGGCUUUUGGUGCCGGCGUCGGAGCCGCUGGGUCAAACCCGCGCUGUCCCGGCCCGGCGGGUUAGGUUGGUGUCGCUGACGCCGCGUUCAGCGCUUUUUCCGGGUUACGUUUCAGUAAGAGCGAAGCACCCUUCGCCGGGUGUUCAAGGCAGGGUCGCCAGGACCUGUUAUUCCCCUGCCCCUCGCAUUCUUUCCUACCCAUCUCCUGGUUUGUGAAUUUUCGAGAUCAGAGAGCAAGUUUUCAUUUGGGAAGAGACGUUCUGCGGUGUAUAGUACGAACUAUGAGAUCAGCUCCUGUGUUAGCACUUCACGUGUACUGUCUCAUUUAAUCCACCCAGCAUUCUAAAGGGAUCAACAUUACAUGGUGUCAGAAGUGGGAUACAGAGGAGCCGACCACCAAGGAACAGCAACCUCCAUCAUUAAGUGAGGUUCCUACACUUGAGCCUUCUGUGCUCUUUGCUUCCACUAGUUGCCCUAACUUUCAGUUUGAUUGCUAUUCCCUUGAAUGCCACUCCUGCUAUGGAGAAGAUUGAGGAGCAGUUUGCUAAUCUGAACAUUGUUAGACGUUCCUCGGGGACUAAAGAACUUACUUAUCUGCUUGGCAUAGACACAUCCAAGACUGCACAAGCAGAAAAGGGAAGCUUGGUUGCUGUUUUAUGUUCUAAUGGAUCAAUUAGAAUAUAUGAUAAAGAAAGGUUAAACAUACUACGAGAAUUUAGUGGAUAUCCUGGACUUCUUAAUGGAGUCAAAUUUGCAAAUUCUUGUGACAGUGUAUACUCAUCAUGCACUGAUGGCACUGUGAAAUGUUGGGAUGCUCGAGUAGCCAGUGAAAAACCUGUCCAGCUGUUCAAGGGGUACCCUUCCAAUAUUUUUAUUAGUUUUGAUAUCAACUGUAAUAAUCAUGUCAUUUGUGCUGGUACAGAAAAAGUUGAUGAUGACGCCUUGUUGGUGUUUUGGGAUGCAAGAAUUAAUUCUCAGGAUUUGUCUACUACUAAAGAUCCACUUGGUGCAUAUUCAGAGACACAUAGUGAUGAUAUCACUCAAGUAUGUUUCCACCCCAGCAAUCCCAACAUGGUAGUCUCAGGGUCAACUGAUGGUCUGGUAAAUGUAUUUGAUAUUAGUGUUGAUAAUGAAGAAGAUGCACUGGUUACAACAUGUAACUCAGUUUCAUCAGUAAGCUAUAUUGGUUGGUCUGGGAAAGAUUAUAAACAGAUUUACUGCAUGACACAUGAUGAAGGAUUUUGUUGGUGGGAUCUUAAUCAUCUUGAUACUGAUGAACCAAUUACACGUUUGAACAUCCAGGAUGUCAGAGAAGUAAUUCACAUGAAAGAAGGUACUUUGGACUAUUUGAUUGGUGGCCUGUAUCAUGAAAAGAUGGACAAAUUGUUUGUUGUUGGAGGAACAAACACAGGAAUUAUUCACUUAAUGAGCUGUACCACAUCAGGAUUGACCCAUGUGACCAGCCUUCCGGGAGGGCAUGCCGCUACAGUCCGUUCUUUCUGUUGGAAUUUGCAAGAUGAUUCCUUGCUAACCGGAGGAGAAGAUGCACAGUUGUUACUUUGGAAACCUGGAGCAAUAGAGAAGACAUUCACAAAGAAAGACAGCAUGAAAGUAGCCUCCUCUGUGUACCAGCGAGUUCGCGUUCACAGCAACGAUUCUUAUAAGAGAAGGAAAAAGCAGUGAUGGUACAUUGGGAGUUUACUGGGUAGUUUCAUAGUUGCAAGUAAUUAUUUUUAUGUACUACCUGUCAUAGACAUGUUUAAAGCUCAUAUGUAAAAAUAAGCCAGUUAGCAAACAGUCCUGGAAAAAUGUUGAGAAUGGUUUAAUUCAGGUCGUCAUCUAGUCUAAAAUUAUUUUUUUAAAAAGCCUCCAGUUGAGUAUAUAAUCAGUGAGUUGAAAGUAAAAUUACAUUCCUCAUUUUUAAAACCCAUCUGUUGAGCUAGUAAAUGCUGGUUUAAAGAAAUAGCUUUGAUAAGGACUUUUGAGAAGUAGAUGGCUGCUGUGACUUAAAAAAACAGGUGGUUUGGGCUACGUUUUUUUAAGCUCAAUUUUUUACAUUUAAAUCAUCUUCAUUAUUUAUAAAACGAAGUCAGACUUUUUUUCACUUGAAGAGCUCCUACUUCCUUAAUACUCAUAGAUUACAUUGGAGCAUUUAAAUGUAAAUGUUCUAAUGAGUCUAAAUAGAAUUAAACUUAUUUAGAAAUAAAGUGAUUUGCAUCUAUUUAGGAAAAAUAUAUUUAGUAAAUAUUUGCAUCUAUACUUUAAUGUUGUUGGUUAAACAGUAAACAGGUGUUUCACUGAUGAAAAGGAAAUUAUUGUGCAAAAUUCAUUUUGAGACUCAAAGUGAAUAUACCAAAUGAAAGUAUUUAUAAUAGCAGAAUGACUAUUUUUAUUUCAAAUGCCCAAAUAUUUUGUGAGAAGAUUUUCUUCCAUAGUGUUUCAUCCAUAAUUUUAAACUUGAAUUUUUGUUUACUGCUAAUUUUUCAUCCUUCCUCUUAAAUAUUUCUCCAAAGAAUCUUAAUUAAAAGUUAAUCUCUCUGAAA